AUGGCUGACCAGCAGUUACAAAAACGUCUCUUGACAAGGUUUCUCUCCAAAGACGUGCCUCCCAUUCCACAUGACGAUGAGCGCAUCAUAUAUCCAGAGAAAUUGAACCCAUUCUCAUGGCUUUUUUUUUGGUGGCUCCAUCCAGUGAUGAAAACCGGCUACAAACGAACUUUGGUUGUAGAUGACUUGUUCAAAUUAAACGAAAAAGUGAAGGUGGAGGCGCUCAACGAUACUUUCGAGCUGCACAUGUAUCUGGCAAUCGAUAAAGCGAAAGCAGAACACUUACGAUCCAAAAAGUCCCAACGAAGUGAAUCUGAAAGAAUCUCGCCCGAAAAAGACAUGAAGGAUUUCCGUCAUCCUCGUUUUGUGGCUCUUUGGGCAUUGAUUAAAACGUUUCCAUUGCAGUAUGGUCUCGCCUGUUUCUUCAUGAUCUUGACCAAUUGUGCCGGUGCAUGCAAUCCAUUGCUUGCUAGAAAAUUGAUUGAAUUUGUUCAGAGAAAAACAGGUGAUGACAAUGUUAAUAAUGGAAAAGGUGUUGGGUACGCCUUGGGAUGCUCAUUCAUGGUGUUGGCGGUGGGUAUCUUGUUCAACCAUGCGUUCAUGAAUUCCAUGCUUACAGGUUGUCAAGCAAAAGGUGUGUUAAUCAAAUCAAUUCUCAAUAAGUCGUUUCGGUUAAGCGGAGCCUCCAGAGUAAAGUAUCCAUCGUCCAAAAUCACUGCAUUGAUGGGAAUGGAUGUAUCUCGUAUUGAAUUUGCUUUGGGUUGGCAGCCAAUUCUCAUUGCGUUUCCAUUCUCACUCGGCAUAUCCAUUGGCAUAUUGAUCUACAACAUCGGACUGGUUUCGCUUGUGGGUGUGGGCAUGAUUUUAGUCUACUUGGUGGUGAUUUCCUUUGCAGUGUCUCGAGUGUACCGAUUUAGAAUCAGGGCUAACAAGUACACGGACAUCCGAGUGGGUCUCGUCAAAGAGAUUCUCAACAAUUUAAAAGCAAUCAAAUUUUACUGCUGGGAAGACGCAUACGAGAAGCAGGUUAUUGAAACUAGGUCGCAGGAAAUGAAGUAUGUGUUACGCAUGCAACAGACUCGUUCGUUGGUGGUGGGAACUUCAGUGUGUAUGACCUUGUUUGCUUCCAUGACUUCAUUCUUGACCCUCUACGCCACGUCUGGCUCUACCAGAGAUCCAGCUAGUUUGUUCUCGUCAAUCUCUUUGUUCAACAAUUUAGCUUCGCAGAUCAUUGUAUUGCCUGCUGCGUUGUCUUCCGGCUCUGAUGCUAUUAUUGGCAUUAUGAGACUUAGCGAGUAUUUCGCUGCCGAAGAAGGCAGUGAUAUCAAGGAGCAGAGAAGUUUUCAGGAGAAGCUGACGUUGGCAGUUUCAAUCACGAAUGCUAGUUUUAAAUGGGAUGGUUCAAGUGGGGGAAAUGAUGAAACUGUCAGUGUUUCUUCUGCUUUGACUGAUGACAAGGCUUCCACCUCAAGCUGCACCCCGAUGUCAACCAAGUUUGAUGGACUCAGGGAUAUCAAUUUGAGUAUUGCCCACGGACAAUUUGUUGUUGUGACUGGUAUGAUCGGUUCUGGAAAGUCCGCACUAUUGAACUCCAUUGCCGGAUUCAUCCCAUUGGCCAGUGGACAUCUCUCAGUGGAAGGUUCUCUCUUGUUAUGUGAGCACCAUUGGAUCCAGAAUACCACAGUGAAAGAGAACAUUUUGUUUGGAAAAGAAUAUGACGAAAAACGCUACAAUGAUACAUUAUAUGCGUGUUCUUUGGAAAGCGACUUGGAGAUACUUCCAGCAGGCGACCAGACAGAAAUCGGUGAGCGGGGCAUCACAUUGUCGGGAGGCCAAAAAGCCCGGAUUAGUUUGGCCAGGGCAGUGUAUGCCGAUAACGAUAUCAUAUUAUUGGACGAUGUGUUGAGCGCCGUGGAUGCGAAGGUUGCAAAGCAUAUAAUGACGAAUUGUGUUCUUGGACUUUUGGCUACAAAGACGAGAAUACUUGCUACUCAUCAAAUCUCACUUAUCGGCUCUUCUGACAUGGUUGUCUUCUUGAAUGGAGACGGGACCAUCGACCACGGAACCAUGGAGGAUCUUAAACAACGCAAUACUAACUUCAGAAACUUGAUGGCGCUUGGGGCCAAUACUAAGACGCCAGCGGAGGCUAAUGACAGUGAUGAAGAAGAAGUUGAAGGAAGACAGGACAAAGAAUCCGAGACUAAUGAAACCAAUGAUUCCGAGGCAGUUCGUAAGAACUUCAAUGUGAAUAUGGGUGAAGACGGUAAAUUGACUAAAGAAGAGCGCAGAGCCGUCAACAGCAUCAAGUUUGAUGUUUACAAACGUUAUAUUAAAAAUGGCUCAGGUAUAUUCCCUGUCUUUUCAGUUGCAAUCUUUGUCUUUAUGCUGGAAGUGCUCGCACAUGUUUGUGAGAUCAUGACCAACACAUGGUUGUCGUUCUGGGCUGAUUACAGGUUCAGGCAUAAGGGUGAUCACUUCUACAUUGGAAUCUAUAUCAUGUUCACCUUCUGUGCUUAUUUCUUCCUCAUCUUUGCAUUUCUUGCGCUCGCUUAUUUGACCAACACCAGCGCUGAAGUUCUUAACUUGAAAGCUAUGCACCGUGUGUUACAUGCUCCAAUGUCUCUCAUGGAUGUCACUCCAAUGGGGCGAUUGCUCAACCGAUUCACCAAAGACAGUGAUGUUCUAGAUAAUGAGAUCAAUAACGAUCUUAGAGUACUCAUAUACUUCAUCGGAAGCAUCUUCGGCAUUUUGGUCUUGUGUAUCAUCUAUCUUCCGUAUUUUGCCAUUGCUGUGCCAUUUUUGGGAUUUUUGUUUGUCGCCAUUGGUAAUUUUUAUCAGGCGUCUGCAAGAGAAAUUAAGCGUUUGGAGGCUGUUCAAAGAUCCUUUGUCUACAACAACUUCAACGAGAUUCUUAGUGGAAUGAUGACAAUUAAGGCCUACAAUGCGGAAGCGAGAUUCAAGAGAAAGAACGAUGUCUACAUCAACAAAACGAAUGAAGCGUCCUACCUCACUGUGGCCAAUCAAAGAUGGCUCUCCAUCCAUUUGGAUAUCGUUGCAUCGCUAUUCGCAGUCAUCAUCAGUCUUCUUUGUGUGUUCCGUGUUUUCAAGAUCAGCGCUGCGUCCACUGGUUUGCUUCUCUCUUAUGUGUUGCUGAUUGCUGGACUGCUUUCAGUUUUGAUAAGAACACUCACUCAAGUUGAAAACCAAAUGAAUUCGGUAGAAAGACUUUGUGAGUAUGGAUUUGAUCUCGAGCAGGAGGCACCAUAUGUGAUUUCGGAGACCAAACCUUCCCCUACAUGGCCAAAUGAGGGUGCUAUCUCAUUUGAGAAUGUCUCCUUGGCUUACAGGCCCAAUCUCCCACUUGUACUCAAGAACUUAACUUUAGACGUCAAGCCAUAUGAGAAAAUAGGAAUCUGCGGCCGCACGGGAGCGGGAAAGUCGUCGAUUAUGACGGCAUUGUACCGUCUUGUCGAGUUGAAGGAAGGAAAAAUAGAGAUAGACGGGGCCGAUAUUUCAAAGUUGGGACUAAAGGAUUUGAGAUCACACCUCAGUAUUAUUCCUCAGGAUCCCGUCUUAUUCAAGGGCACAAUUCGAAAGAAUUUGGACCCAUUUGACAAUUUCACUGAGGCUGAACUCUGGAAGUCGCUUGUGAGUGCCGGGCUUGUUAAUGAAAGCGAGGUGGAGACAGCACAGACUAAUCAGGAUAUAAAAUUCCACUUGAAGAAGGAGGUAGAAGAAAACGGUGUCAAUUUCUCGUUAGGAGAGCGACAGCUCCUUGCCUUUGCCAGAGCGUUGGUCAGAAAGACAAAAGUUUUCAUUUUGGACGAAGCGACUUCGUCUGUGGACUAUAAAACAGACAAUCGCAUCCAACAAACCAUUGCUGAACACUUCAAUCGUUGUACGGUGUUAUGUAUUGCUCAUCGUCUCAAGACUAUCUUGAGUUAUGACAGAAUUAUUGUGUUGGAUAAUGGAGAAAUUGUUGAAUGCGGAACUCCCAAAGAUUUGUACAUGAUUACCGAUAGCAACUUCCGCCAGAUGUGUGAAAAGUCGGGAAUCUCCGAUAAGGAUUUUGUAUAA
Messenger RNA from Sungouiella intermedia, 4077 nucleotides. Lineage: Eukaryota; Fungi; Ascomycota; Pichiomycetes; Serinales; Metschnikowiaceae. The record is from the annotation of a GenBank genome assembly.